GGUGGAAAGCAGGCGGCAACAUGGCGGCGGCGGGCGGUUGGCUGAGGAGCUGCGGGAAGCUGAAAAGAAAUUUACCAGCGUACUUGUCUCCUUGGAGGGCUUCUCCAUGUGUCUUUAGAUCCUCCAAAUCGGAACUCAUGCCAAAUAUAGCCAGUGAUGGAGUUGCCUGUGCUCCGCUUCAAACAUUCACUGAAGAGGAGACAAUGCUGAAAAAUAUGGUGACAAAAUUUGCUCAGGAACGAGUUACACCUUUUGUGCAAAAAAUGGAUGAGAAUUCGAAAAUGGAAGACUCUGUAAUACAGGGAUUGUUUGAACAAGGGCUGAUGAGUAUUGAGCUUGGGGAAGAAUAUGGAGGAACGGGAGCUUCGUUUUUUUCAGUCAUAUUGGUGGUAGAAGAAUUGGCCAAAGUUGACCCAGCUGUAGCUCUUCUGUGUGAACUCCAAAAUACGCUAACAAAUAGGUUGUUUACCACAUAUGGAACAGAAGAACAAAAGAGAACUUACUUGCCCAGAGUCGCUAAGGAUACAAUAGGCAGUUUCUGCCUUUCAGAGGCUGGAUCUGGCAGUGAUGCUUUUUCUUUGAAGACUCGGGCUGAAAAGCAAGGGGACUACUAUAUUAUCAACGGCUCAAAGAUGUGGAUUAGUUUAGCAGAACAUGCAGGAGUUUUCUUUGUGAUGGCAAAUACAGAUCCGUCCUUAGGACACAGGGGAAUUACGUGCUUCAUAGUAGAUCGCAACACAGAGGGACUACAUGUAGGGAAGAAGGAGGACAAGCUGGGAAUCAGAGCAUCUUCUACCUGCCCAGUAACAUUUGAAAACGUUAAGGUUCCUGAGACCAAUAUCCUGGGACAAGUUGGACAAGGCUAUAAGUAUGCAAUUGGAAUGCUAAAUACCGGCAGAAUAGGUAUUGCUGCACAGAUGUUAGGACUGGCACAGGGGUGUUUUGACCAUACGAUUCCCUAUACAAAGGAGAGAGUCCAGUUUGGGAAAAGCAUAUUCGAUUUUCAGGGGAUGCAACAUCAGAUAGCUCAGGUGGCCACGCAGCUGGAGGCGGCGAGGUUGCUGACCUACAACGCAGCUCGUCUUGCAGAAACAGGAAGGCCAUUCAUAAAGGAGGCAAGCAUGGCCAAAUACUAUGCCGCUGAGGUUGCAACACUGACAACUAGUAAAUGUAUUGAAUGGAUGGGUGGUGUUGGAUUCACAAAAAACUAUCCAAUAGAAAAGUACUAUCGUGACUGCAAGAUAGGUACAAUAUAUGAAGGAACUUCAAAUAUCCAGUUGAGCACCAUCGCAAAAAUCUUAGCACAGGAAUACUGAAACCUUAAGGACUUCAUGACUGUUAACAGAAAUUAUUUCACUGAACAUUCUUUGUGAAUUACACUUCUAUUUGUAAUUAUAAAAAUCAUAAAUAAGAAUACAUGAUCACAGACAAAAUCAUAGGAAAGACAAUGAAUUCCCCGUUUCAGGACGGUGAGUGUGUAAUUCACAUGAAAUUGUGAAUUCCACAUUCAAAUCCAAAUCAUGGGUUAAAGGUAUCUCUUUCUGCUUGAGACACUUCUAAGCUAACACAUUGGCUGAAGUUAUUUUAUUGCCUUAGGUUAUGCAGCGUGUCUCCACUUUGAGAUUUCAAAGUCAAAACAAAAGAAGCCACAUCCUUGGCUUGCCUGGCGUGAGAGGUUCUGCUAAGCCACGUGGGAGAAAGGACUCCAGUCGUGCAGCAGGGCUGUUGCUUGGCAUGAAGCUGCUGUUUGUUCGUGAUGCCCUUUAUUAGCAUGGGGUGCAGGAGAGGUAUGUGGAAAGAGAAGUGAUGGUUUCCUCUCUCCCUGGUGGAGCGAUGUCUGUGGAGCUGCUGUAAUUGGAGUAAUUUUUAUAGCAGCCCUUAGUGUGUUCUUAAGUAUAUCUUGGUAAUUAAGCCCUUCCAGCCCCAAUUUGUAGAACUGAAAGGUAGAUAAUAUCUACCUCCCUUUCCAGCCUUCUCAGCUGUUAAGGGUUUUAAUCUAAGAGGCUAUUUAUAGUUCUCCUUUCAGAAAAGGUUGAGUUGAAAUCUUUGUGAAAUGGGGUUAAAAAAGCUCUAGUAGUUCUGCAAAAAGAGAGAUAUAAGCUAGGUAAUAGGAAUGCUGUGAUACUACCUCACAGUGGCCUUUCCAUGUUCGAUGCAUUUUGCAAACUUUAAUCCUCAGAGCCUUCCUGGGAGUUAGGGAGGAACUGUUAAUUUGCAGCCUAGAAAACACUCAUGGACAUUAGUGUUUCUCUAGUGAAGUUUUUCUCCUUUUGAAAGAGAGAGAAAGAGAGGGGGGUUUUGAGAAGUAUUUGCUUUUUUAUCCUUCUCUGUUCACUUUAAAAUUAGAUAUUUUAUUUAUGGCAGAAACUUAUUCAGUGCUGGAGAACUAAUGAACUAAGAAUCAAGAGAUGGAAAGCUUAAUAUAUGAAAAAAUCAUUAUAAUUGCUGUAAUUGGCAAUUUGUUUCAAGUAUUUUCGGGAGGGAGGGAUUGGUUUUCUGGUUUUGGCUGACUUAGAAGAAUCUAAUUUUUAAAGAUUGCUAGUCACUGUUGAUUCACUUGAAGUGGAGGUUAGAAUGUUACAGGCUGAGACUCCCAAAGGAUUUUCUAGCAAAACUACAGUAAAUGAUACUUAACAAGUAUGAUUUUGUAAGAGGAGCAGACUGUAGUGCCUUAUACAAAGAAAUAAGCAUGGAGGGAAAGCACUAUUAAAAAGUUCUCUGACUUUCUGUCAGCUUCAAAGGGAAGUAACUAGUGAAUUAAUCCCCCUACACACACACACUUUGCCUGUUGAUAGGCAAAUAAUUAAUGUGAGAAUUAUCCUUAUGCCAAUAAGAAAAGCCCCUCCCAUAUCAGUUCGAUCAACAGCUUUGAGAUUUUCAAAAAUACAAGAGUAGGAGGGUAGACUAGAUGAUUCCUUAAGUUUUCUUUUAGCAUUGUUAUUAUUAACAUCAUAAUUACAAUUAUCAUUAUUAAUGCAUUUCAGGUUGUUUGCAGGCUUCCUUUUAUCUGAAUUGAAACAGCUGGGGAGAUUGUUAAGACUAGAAUUAAGACUACAGACGCGUGCAGCGGUUAACUACAGUUAUUCUGCUCAACGUAGUCUGUCUGCGAGUCCGAAAUGAUCAUAACCGUUCAACAAAAUGCUUGAGUUAACGUUGAUUAAUGUGAUGAGUUUUGCUAAUGUCAGGCAGUCCUUAGCUGCAGCAGCCUAGCGUGCUUUGCAGAGAUCAGGUUUUGAUUCAUACUUUUUAAUAGGUCUCCUGGUCUGAGGUACUAUCUUAGCUUGGCUUCUGCAGUUUUGCGUGAGGCUAGGAAGUGAGUGGCAAUACUUAACUGAUUUAAUAUAGUGCUAAAAGCAAACCCUUUAUGGAGGGAAGUGCAGAGUUCUUUGAAAUACUGUUAAGGGCUGGAUAUCCAGGAUUAUGUAAAAGGACUGUCUCUUUGUGUAGAACAGUGUCAGGUAUCCAUUUGAAAACAUACUCAGGAAAAAAUCAAAACAGUGUGAUUUCCUACAGUCCGAACUCAGAUGCCUUAGUCCAGGAAACAGUCUGAACAGCUACUCAAUGGUUCUUCUCCGAAAAGCAAGGUCAAGUCUUUAACUAUUGUUACAGCUGUAAAUAUUUCGUGUCUCUCAGUUCUAUAUGCUGCGGUCUGUACACAGUAACUUUUGAAAGAAAUAUAUGUAUUGUAUUUGAUUUUUGUCUACACAAUUCCAUGGAGCAGUAUGCAUACAAAUGAAUUAUAACCACUGAGUUUCUUUCAUUGUCAUUUUAAAAGGGCAUGUACCACUAUGGAGAGCAUUAGCUAUUCUGGUCGCUGAUUCUGGGAAGAAUUAACUUGUUUCAUCCCCCUAAGUCUAAAUUCAUUGCUGCCCUAAACGCAGAUGUUGGUUUAGUAAUAAGAUGUGCUGUGCCAUUGUCCAGGAGCUGUUAAGAGCUGCUUGCUCUCCGCACCCCAUGUCCAGUUUGGGACAGGCAUUUCUGGAUUGUCAUAAAUGGCAUUUCUACAUUAGGCACUGUGGGCGCAGGACCGCUGAUGCUGGCUGGCUGCACCUGUAGGUGUAGGGCUGCAGGGCUGGUAGUGUGAACUCCGUGAGGCUUUCUGUGCUAAUUGCAGGACUCAAAGCUGCUUUAUACUCAAUAUGUGUUUAUAUCAGUGAGUUUUCCUUUUGUAUGCCCAUAGUCAGCCCAGACAUUCUAGUCCGUUACCCUGGAACAGCAUCUUCAGUACCAAAUGCUGCACCUGGGCUUCCCCAGUUAGAAGAAGAGACCCGUAUUAGGAAUGUAUUAAAAAGUGCCUGAAUUUUAUAUUUGACUUGACUUGUGUAUCAGGUGAUGGUUCUCUAGUAAUCUGACAUGUAAAGUUUUUCCCAGAUCUUGCAAUUUUUAUACUGAGAGAGAACAACUAUAUCAUCUGUCAGGUUUCUUUAGUUUCAUUCUAGUUUGUGAUAAAGGUCUGAGGCAGGUUUCCACAGGAAGGUUUAAUCACUACUUGGGAAAUACUCAAAUACCACAUUUUAUAUGAGGUUUUCUAUGCUGUUGUUCUUUCUUCCACAUUUUCUUUUCCCCAUAUAAAGAUUGUGUUAGAAAAGACUUAUAUGAAAUAUAAAGUAAUUGUUCGUUGCGAGCCUUUUGCUAUGUAAAGAAUUUUCUAAUUAACAUGUUAUUGCAUUUUCAUUUGGAAUUCUUUUGGUGAGAGACAUAUUUCAAGUUCUUCCUACCAAGCUAUGCUCGAUUUGAAACACAGUCUGCUUUGAAAGCAGCUGUCUCGACUUUCCUGAGCUUGAUUACUGGGUACAUGAAAGCUGAAGAAAUAUUUUUCCUCAACCCCAGCAUGUAUUCACUGCACCAGUGUGAUAGAUCUCCUAAGAGAAUUACGUGAAAGUGGUUAACAGCUACCACAAAUACUUCAUAAAUAUCUACCUGUUAUGUUUUCAGUGUGCAAACUGUUGUCAGGGACACAAAUCAAGUGAGAGAUGACAGGCAGAUGAAUAUGUAUUGUAUGAUUCCCAACGACUUUGCACACAAUUUGUCAUUUUAUGUUGUGUUGAAAUACAGUCGUUGCAGGGCAUUUUGCAAGGAGUUGUCUUCUCUGAAGUGUAGCUCCUCGGUCUAGGUGCAGGUGAAGGGACAUGGCUGGAAGCCUUACUGUCCUGGAUUUGAGUGUCAUAGCGUUGUUGAUUGUACGCACAGGUGAGAGGAAGCAAGAGUUCUUUCCAAGCCCACACCAGAGACAAACAUCAGUGCAUAGUCAGUCCAGAGUUCCAGGCUGACAAACAGGAUUUACAAUCAUUAUUUCAGUUAAAUAUGCCAGGUGUAAGAUCAGUUGCUAUAACAAAGUUCAGCUUAGCAGCACUGAGGGAAUUUCUCAUUGUCUGGUACUAGAGACAUUAUUAAGCUGCUUUGAAAUCUUUGCAUUUAUUAUCCUCUAAAAAUAUUCUGUUAAUGUGCAAUAACCUUCUAAUACAUUAGGUAACUAGAACUAACCAGUGUGUUUCCUAAUAGAUUGUUUCAUAGAUCAGAGCGUUCAAAUGUUGAUUUGUAUUGGUAUAUUAAUGUUCAAAAGAACAUGCAGUGUACAAUGUAAUAUUUUUUCUGAUAAGGUAUUUUAAAAUAUAAAUCAAAAAUACCUACAGUCUCAAGAGGCAGUAAUAGCAUUUUUAUAUAUUCUGCUGUCUUUCAAGUUCAUUUGGAUUUACAUCUUUCUGAAACUUCUUCCUCUGUGUGUCUUAGUAGGUGUAGAGCUACUAAUACUGAAGGACUACACAUACAAAAAAAAUCUCAAGGUGACUUUACUGAAGAUCCUAAAGAAAAAGCACUGCCCCCCAACAGAAAACUCUCUCAAUAGACAAAUAACCAGCACUUUCAGAACUGGAUUUAUUUAAUAUACACAAUGAGAGCUGCUGAACACGCAGAAAAAUAUGUUCAUCAAACCUUUUGCAGGGAUCUCUGAAGAAAAGAAGGUUAUUAAAAGCUGUGACCACUCUCCUACAUUAAAAAAAAAAAAAAAGAUUUAAUAGUAACAGGAAAACCUAAAAUACAGCAAUAAAUCCCCAACUUUCACAUUGCUAGUUUGUGUAUUUGGGGGUCACCUAGCCAGGAAAUUAACAUAUAUGGACUGAAAUUAAAUUCUGCUCUCUAACCAGCCAGACCUGGCGGUCUUACAAUCUGUUUUAAGUGUUACACAAAGCAUUGUCACAAUUUGUGACAGUUUUAAAAACAUCUGUUGUAAAUUGCCAGAUAAGUCAGGGCUGGAGCACUUUGGGUAUGUUCAACAGAGGAGAGAAGCCAACUUGAAGACAUUGUCAGGACUCGGAAGGAGCUUGGGUUCAUCCGUAACGAUGGCUGGAGGGUCACGGUGGGAAAGGGCUCAUCAGUGGGAAGAGCUGGAACGGAGCGUUUCUGCUUGUUUGGUUUAGAGCCAGAUGCAGAUUAAGAAAUGUCUUAAUGUUUUCCAACUAGGAGAUGACUGUCUUUCCUAGUGGAGAGAGACCAAAGGGGAGAGAGUAGCUGCAAUAUGAUGGGUUCGUGUUGAGUUUGUAUUUCCUGCCUCUCUGGGUGCCCGGAGUUUGAUUGAUUUGGUAUUGAAAAGUUUCCAUUUUGGAGCCUACAGAAGGAUUCUGGCUUGGUCUCCACUUCCCAGGACACAAGAAGCUCUGAUACACCCAUCCAGAGCUGAAGUUCCCCUGGUUGAGGGGUUGUUUCCUGCCUUCUCUUAUGAACAUACAGCCAAAACUUUUAAAUAAUGUUCCAUGUCAGAGGAACAGAAUAAUUUUCUGAUCAUCCUUUUCAUCACAUUAAGUUUGCUGCAAGUGUCUUGGAUAUUUUUGGCCUGAAUUGUUUUCUAGGACAUGCUGCAAGAUUUUUCUGUUCACUAAUUUGCAUCCUAAAGAUGCAAAUUAAAUGCAAAUUUUUCAAUAUAACCAGAGCAGCCAUCGAGUUUUAAUUUGAUACUGUGUCGCUGAGUUUAUCUGCCUUUGUUUAGAUGGUACCCAAAGACAUGCUAAUUACAUUUUAGAAAGACACUAGCUUCUCUGGAUAUUUUUUGUUUUUCUGUAGGGAUACAAAAAGUAGAGAGUGUGAAAGAUGAAGAAUCCCAGAAGCUGCAAAGGUUAUGGUAAAAAGUAUUAGCUGCUAUAACUUCAUUUGUGGUGUCACUGUAUCAUGCACCCAACACUAGCUAAAGGACCAACUGAAGUAAAAAAGCCAACUUUGAAAUUAUACUAAUUUGCAGGUACAACAUUUUCCUUUUUUUUUUUUUUUUUUUUUUGCAUUUUAUCUCAUAGGGAACAGCUUUGUGUCAACUCUGACCUAAAAAUAACCACGGAAUAAUUCAGAAAUUAAAGUUAAGGUUCUAGAAAUAUAGUUAAAUACUGAAAAGCUCCAUUGAACUUGUUUUGUUAAUGGAGCUGUUGAAGAUACAGUCAGUAUGGAGCAAAUGUGUUUUAGUGCAAAAGCUGAUGCUGUUUGUUUUAGAAAAGAAAAUGUUCCUGAGAUGGAGGAUGUUUACACACCAAAUGCAGCAUUUGCUCCAAUUGUUCCCAUAAGAAUUGAGGCAAAGCACUUUUUUCAGCUCAGGUACUUUUUGAACUUUGAAAAUGUUUUAUGACUCCCUAUUAUGUACUAGAAGAUGGUUAUAUGAUAUGAAGGCUGUAUUUACGUUCAUAGUCUUGUUUUCCCCAUGUUCAGAGAAAAAUUCCUUAUGUUCCACUGUAUGAUUUUUACAAAACACAAACUGUUAUGCUUCCUUCUUGAAUUCCAAAUUACUCAUGUCUUCUCAAUAUCCAUCCAAUCAUGCUUUAAAAAGAAAAUAAUUUUCUCAGUUUAUUUGUAGGAAUGUCUACAUUUGAUUGAUAUAGCAGGUUACUUUGAUUGUUUCUGGAAUAAUAAAAGCUAGAUUCAGCAAGCUAUUUGUCACAAAGUA
Tyto alba (common barn owl) is the source of this 7921-nucleotide messenger RNA. RefSeq names its product acyl-CoA dehydrogenase short/branched chain (gene ACADSB). Gene Ontology annotation, molecular function: acyl-CoA dehydrogenase activity; flavin adenine dinucleotide binding. The transcript is spliced from 11 exons. Bases 21 to 1316 code for a protein of 431 amino acids. Gene Ontology annotation, cellular component: mitochondrion. The record is from RefSeq and is a predicted model, not a curated record. NCBI's taxonomy places the organism in Eukaryota, Metazoa, Chordata, Aves, Strigiformes, Tytonidae.